AGAUGUCAGUAGAUAUCAUACAUUUCACUCUUAAUCUGUGACAUUGCAUUCACACUUUAAUUGCUCCGUUGAGUUAUUCUUCUCAAGCCUCAAUUGUCAGGCAGAACUAGUGACUUGCAACUUUAAAGUACUUUGAACUUUAAACUUAAACUCUAGGUUCAAAUUUCAGAUAGCAACAGGAGACUGAAUCCCCACUGAUGAUUCAGUGCAUUUUAACACAGUUGUUCUGACCCCAGCUUUUCUACUGAGAUCAAGAGGAAUGCUGUUGUGAGCUGACUCAUUACUCUUGCAAUCUUCCUGAGAGUAGUCAGUGGGAGCGAGACUUGAAUAAGAUAGACAGAGUAAAAGAUGGGAGGCAAAUCCUUCUGCCUUGUGGUGGCUUUGGCUUUGAUAGCCUACUACAUCUACAGCCCUUUACCAGAGAAUGUGGACGAACCCUGGAAGCUGAUGCUUUUAAAUGCUGCCCUUAGAAUCGUAGAACAUGGGGGCAUGAUUGUGGAGAAGUUGGGUCUUGCACACUAUAUGGAUGUUCUAAUGAUGAUCACAAAUAUCCAGUAUACACCACCUGCAUCUGAUGAAAAGGUUACUGUAACAGAGGCAAAAUUUAACCAUGUUCCAGUACGUCUUUACAUCCCUACAGAGCAGUCAGAUGUCUUGAAAAGAGCUGUGAUUUACAUUCAUGGAGGUGGAUGGUGUAUAGGAUCAGCAACCAUGAAAUCCUAUGACCUCUUAUCAAGAUGGACAUCAGAAAGACUAAAUGCUGUUGUGGUGUCAGUCGAUUAUAGACUGGCCCCCAAAUAUCGUUUCCCGGUUCCAUUUGAAGAUGUGUACUCAGUAGCAAAGUAUUUUCUACAAAGCAGCAUUCUUGAGAAAUAUAACGUAGAGCCAAGCCGAAUCUGCAUUGCAGGAGACAGUGCAGGAGGUAAUUUAGCUGCAGCUGUAACCCAGAAGCUUCUAGAUGACCCUGAUGUCAAAGUUAAAUUCAAGAUUCAAGCUUUAUUUUACCCUUUUCUUCAGACUGUUGAUCUGGAAUUGCCUUCCUAUCAGGAUAAUAAAAACAUGCCAGUUCUGACUAAAUCAUUAGUGAUCAGAUUCUUGAGUGAAUAUAUUUCAUCAGAUGACUCUCUUUUCAAAGUUCUGGAAACCAACCAACAUGUUCCUGCAGAGUUCAACCAUCUUUUUAAAUUUGUAAACUGGAGUCACUGGCUACCUGAAAGAUUUAAAAAAGGACACAUUUAUACUGCCCCAUCACAUGGAAAUUCCAAAAUUGGACAAAAAUACCCUGGAAUCCUGGAUCCAAGAACAGCACCACUUUUAGUCGAUGACAUCAAGCUUCAGGGCUUACCACUCACAUAUGUCAUUACUUGUCAACAUGAUGUCUUGAGAGAUGAUGGAAUCAUUUAUGUCUCACGACUUAGGGAAGCAGGAGUUCCAGUAAUACAUGAACAUGUUGAGAAUGCUGUUCAUGGUGUUCUAACGUUUAUUGCAGGUCCUGUCAUCCUAAAUGUAGGACAUAGAAUGGCUAAUAACUACAUUGAGUGGCUAAAUAAGAAUCUAUGAAAACACAGAUCAUCUGAAGACAGUUGUCUUGGAUUCAUUUGGUUUUGUUCAAUUUAUAUUACAUUUCAGGGACAUUAUCUUUUUGAUCAAUACUUUUGACACUGUAAUUCUGCAGUUACCAUACUUGACACAGAAUCUCUUGUUUCCUUCUGUCUGAAUAAGUAUGAGAAGCUUGGUAGAGUAUGUGGGAGGCUUGUAUCACCAUCAAAUUAUUAAUAAUUUAAAAUGAAAAAUAAAACUUUUGACUAUUUCAUGUGUGAAA
Molecule: messenger RNA, 1822 nt
Organism: Python bivittatus (Burmese python)
Lineage: Eukaryota; Metazoa; Chordata; Lepidosauria; Squamata; Pythonidae
Gene: AADAC
Product: arylacetamide deacetylase
Cellular component (GO): membrane
Molecular function (GO): carboxylic ester hydrolase activity
Source: RefSeq, a predicted model, not a curated record